AUGAACCCCUCAAUGAUGGCCACGCGCAACGCGCUUCCUCUCAGCAACCCAGCAACACUCAUAUACAUCCACGAGAAGACGGCCACCACCGACGCAAGGACGACCACAAGAACCACCGACAUCGCCCUCUCGAAACCUCGUAAUUCAACACGGACAAGACUUUCGCUCAAGAUGAAAGAGCUGUUCUCCAGCAACAAGACGGAGCGGCGGGAACAGGACCUGGCCGAUCAGCCAGCGAGGAAGAGCGCCUUCUACCGGCAGUUUAUUGAGGCAAGAGCAUUCGUCAGUACUGGACUUCGUCGAUAG
Phytophthora nicotianae INRA-310 is the source of this 306-nucleotide messenger RNA. RefSeq lists its product as hypothetical. The record is from RefSeq and is a predicted model, not a curated record. The coding region runs from base 1 to 306 and encodes 101 amino acids. The transcript has a single exon. NCBI's taxonomy places the organism in Eukaryota, Oomycota, Peronosporomycetes, Peronosporales, Peronosporaceae.